CUGCCAAUUCCAGAUCAACCAAUGAAUUUACUUCCAUUUUGAUUGGAGUCUCAGUUUUCUUUCCAGAUAACGAAAACUGAACAUUCAUUUCUCGAGAAAACAAAUAGAAUUCAUGCCAGAUUCUACACUCCAAAGGUAAAGUAUGCCUUUAAUUCGUCGGAAGAAAGUCACUGAAAGUGAUAAACACUCGAAUUCAGAUCCUAUAGAAGAAGAAGAAAGUGAAAUAGAAUCCGAUGAUCACAAAAAGAAGACCAAAAGCGGAGCAUCGAAGAAGGCAAAGAAAGUAGCUCGAGCGGAGCGUAAGAAGGAUAAGCCCAAAUGGUCCUGCGUCGACUCGUGCUGCUGGUUAAUUGGUUGCGUAUGCGUCACUUGGUGGUUCCUGCUCUUCCUUUACAGCGCGGUUCCGUCUUCCUUCCCGCAGUAUGUGACCGAGGUCAUCACGGGGCCGGCGCCGGAUCCGCCUGGGGUCAAACUCAGGAAUGAGGGGCUGAAGGCGAGGCAUCCGGUGGUGUUUGUCCCCGGGAUAGUUACCGGCAGCCUCGAGCUCUGGGAAGGCCAUCAGUGCGCUGAAGGUCUCUUCAGGAAGCGCUUAUGGGGCGGCACCUUUGGCGAGGUUUAUAAGAGACCUUUAUGUUGGGUCGAGCACAUGUCUCUGGACAAUGAAACUGGAUUGGAUCCUCCGGGUGUAAGGGUCAGGCCUGUCUCUGGACUUGUGGCGGCAGAUUACUUUGCUGCGGGAUACUUUGUUUGGGCUGUUUUGAUUGCUAACUUGGCACGCAUUGGAUAUGAGGAGAAAACCAUGUAUAUGGCUGCAUAUGAUUGGAGACUGUCAUUUCAGAACACUGAGGUGCGAGACCAAACGCUAAGCCGCAUUAAAAGUAAUAUAGAACUGAUGGUCGCUACGAAUGGUGGAAAAAAGGCAGUUGUGAUUCCCCAUUCCAUGGGUGUCUUGUACUUUCUGCAUUUUAUGAAGUGGGUUGAGGCACCUGCCCCCAUGGGUGGUGGGGGUGGACCAAAUUGGUGCGCUAGGCAUAUAAAGGCUGUGAUGAACAUUGGCGGACCAUUUCUAGGCGUUCCCAAAGCUAUUGCUGGCCUUUUCUCUGCUGAAGCAAAGGAUAUUGCAGUUGCCAGGGCAGUUGCACCAGGGUUUUUGGAAAAUGAUUUAUUUCACUUCCAGACGUUACAAUAUGUGAUGAAGCUUUCCCGCACAUGGGAUUCAACCAUGUCAAUGAUACCAAAAGGUGGAGAAACUAUCUGGGGUGGUCUUGACUGGUCGCCUGAGCAAGGAUAUAUUCCUAGCAAACACAGGCAAAAAGACAAUGGCACCAAGAUUAUCAGCCAAAAUGAAACUGAAUGUGAGGUGUCUCAAACAAAGAGUGUUAACUAUGGUAGGCUUAUAUCAUUUGGCAGAGAUGUAGCUGAGGCACCUUCGUCAGAGAUCGAAAGAAUUGACUUUAGGGGUGCUAUUAAGGGCCAAAGUGUUGCAAACACCACAUGUCGUGAUGUUUGGACCGAGUAUCACGACAUGGGAUUUAAUGGUAUUAAGGCUGUUGCAGAAUAUAAAGUUUACACUGCUGGAUCAAUUAUAGAUCUGCUAUAUUUUGUCGCCCCAAAAAUGAUGACACGUGGAAGUGCUCAUUUCUCCUAUGGGAUUGCUGAUGAUUUGGAUGAUCCAAUGUACGAACACUACAAAUAUUGGUCAAACCCAUUGGAGACGAAGUUACCAAAUGCUCCCGAUAUGGAAAUCUUUUCUAUGUAUGGAGUUGGUGUACCAACUGAAAGAGCUUAUGUUUACAAGUUGUCUACGUAUGCUGAAUGCAAUAUCCCAUUUCGGAUUGACACAUCAGCAGAUGAAGAAGAUGAAGGUAGGUGUCUGAAGGAUGGAGUCUAUACUGUCGAUGGUGAUGAGACAGUGCCCGUUUUAAGUGCAGGCUUUAUGUGUGCGAAAGGUUGGCGUGGGAAGACGAGAUUUAAUCCUUCGGGGAUUGGGAUGUUUAUUAGGGAGUAUGAUCACUCUCCUCCAGCAAAUCUACUCGAGGGUCGGGGCACCCAGAGUGGCUCGCAUGUUGAUAUAAUGGGAAACUUUGCUUUAAUUGAGGAUAUCAUUAGGGUGGCUGCUGGGGCAACAGGAGAGGAGUUGGGAGGUGAUCAAGUUUUUUCUGAUAUAUUCAAGUGGUCUGAGAAGAUCAACUUAAAACUGUAAUCUCAAAUGGUAUGUCUAUUACUACAUGGUUAGAUUGUUCAUCUUUAACUUUUAUUUUUCAAUCUCCUCUUCUACGAGAAUCCCUCGGGAUCAUAAAGGAUCAGAAAUUGUAUGUUGUGGGAUAUAUUCAUGUAAUUACAUCAUAUAUUUGACAAUAGAUGAUGAAGCUAUCAAGCUCUUUUGAGUAGUGUUUCUUCUU
Molecule: messenger RNA, 2402 nt
Organism: Tripterygium wilfordii
Lineage: Eukaryota; Viridiplantae; Streptophyta; Magnoliopsida; Celastrales; Celastraceae
Product: phospholipid:diacylglycerol acyltransferase 1-like
Exons: 6
Coding region: 143-2203 (686 amino acids)
Biological process (GO): lipid metabolic process
Cellular component (GO): cytoplasm
Source: RefSeq, a predicted model, not a curated record